This is a messenger RNA of Anopheles bellator, 972 nucleotides long. RefSeq lists its product as uncharacterized. NCBI's taxonomy places the organism in Eukaryota, Metazoa, Arthropoda, Insecta, Diptera, Culicidae. The transcript has 3 exons. The record is from RefSeq and is a predicted model, not a curated record. Bases 1 to 972 code for a protein of 323 amino acids.
AUGUCGUACAUCGGCAACGCGUCGGAUGUGGAGCAGGAGAAAAACCUUUCGGAAUAUCGGCGCCAGCGAAGUUCGAGCAAUCUUAUUGCCACUGGCGCCAAGCAGUCGGUCGGUAGCCCUAAAAUGACCGAUGUCCUGUGGAACGAUAAGCGUGCGGCGCGAGCCAUCAACGCCAGCGACGACGAUGACUCGGAGGUGUCGGACAGUGAGAACUUUCUCGCCAAGGGCGCGUUCCUGUUAACUCCCUCGCACGAACUGUCGAUGGACCGGGCCGCGCUGAUCUGCGAAAAAAUGAACUUCAAGGGAUGCUUCAGCCUGACCAAAACCGCCACCGGCAUCCUGUUCAAGUUUUCCAGCCCCGAAGACUACCAGGCCGUGUUCAAGAAGGGCUUUCAUAAGGUGACCGGUGCGCGGUUUUACAAAAAGAUCGCCAUACCCUGCCGGCCGCAGAAAACGUUCAUGCUGUACGUAUUCGACGUACCAGAGGACUUGCCAGAGGAAGACAUUAGGCACUCACUGUACCGUUUCAAUUCUGUGGUUGAGGUUGUACGGCUGGUAGUGCACUAUCAAAAACCGUCGAUUCAGCAGGAUCCCAGCCAGCCACUACACGCUGGUGCAGCUGGAACACAGCCAAAGCCGCAAGUGCCGAAGCUUUCGACUGCCAAACCGAUAGACGAGCAGGACGUGGCGCUGCAAAAAGAGUCUCCGCCGCCGCCCAUACGUAUCACGCUCGCUUCGCUAGAUGAGUACAAUCACCUACUACAGAAUGGGCUCGACUUUUAUGGGGCUACUUUUUUUCCCACCGAAGCCCAGCUGCCGCCCCAUGCAGCCAAAAUAGCAACCAAACGAGGAGCACGCAUGAUUGACGGCAGCAUUCCUGGACGGGUCCGCGAAUUGCUUCCCGUGUUUGACGCGGCCGGAUUCAGCAAAAUUCCUCCACCGGCAUCGAAAACAAUCAAACCGCGCCCAUAA